AUGCACGCCCUCCAAAGCCUCUACUACUUUUUGUUCGCCGUCAGCGUGGUUGCGGUCCCCGCGGUCCCCAACAACCCUUUCAGCGGAUCCUCGACCCUCGAAGUCCGUGCCGUCCCGGUCUCGUCCCAGACAGUCGAGGCCCGCGAAGUCUCUCACAACCCUUUCACAACCGGGCUAGUCAAAGCCCGUGCCGUCCCGGCCUCGUCCCAGACAGUCGAGGCCCGCGACGUCUCUCGCAACCCUUUCACAACGAGAGUAAUCGAAGCUCGCACCGCUACCCACAACGGUCCGGUCACGCCCGCGCCAGCGCCAGUCGAAGCUCGUGACGCUCCGCAGAUUUCUCUCUCUACCUCGGCUCUUGAGGCCAGAGACACACCGGGACAACCUGCCCUUACCGCGCCUCUUGAGCCCGAGCCCAUCGACCCCCCGCCCACCACUGCUCCUGCCCUGGCUCUUUGA
Diplodia corticola is the source of this 459-nucleotide messenger RNA. RefSeq lists its product as uncharacterized. The transcript has a single exon. The coding region runs from base 1 to 459 and encodes 152 amino acids. The record is from RefSeq and is a predicted model, not a curated record. NCBI's taxonomy places the organism in Eukaryota, Fungi, Ascomycota, Dothideomycetes, Botryosphaeriales, Botryosphaeriaceae.